UUUUUCUGUCAAACAUUCUUGAACCCCACACCUCGGAAUCGCUUGGCUUCGCUUCGACACCACAACAUCGGCGAGGACCCGAAAGAAGGCUGUCGCUCCGGGGACGGAGCCUCAACCCGCGGCGUGGCGCUCCCAACAAUGCACGUCAAGUUCCCUGGUCAUUUCAUGCUCGCGCAGCUCUCCCCGAGUGAUAACGUGGUAUUUGCGAGAAAUCGCCUCGUCCUGUGGUUUCGUCUUUGCCGUCCCAUGUUGAAAGCAUGAACCCCGUUGUCUUAGUUUGAGGUCGAUGCUGGAAUCACGCCACGCUGGCUCUCGAACCACCAGUGGAGAUGCCAGGGAACCGGCCAGCUGUUGUACCGGUCUUGAUCGCCAAAACAAGAAGGCGAAAGGGAUUCUUUCUCGGGAGAAGUUCGCGAAGAAAUCUGCUGGAGAGACAGGCGAAGUCGACCCUUCAGGGGUUUGGCUCCAACUCUCCUCGUUGGAUCACGAAUCUCCUGCCCGUUGUAGAACGGACCGAGAUAACAUGCUGCGUGGUGGCACCUUGACAUGUGAAAAAAAUCUCCGCUGGGACGACACUCCUUCGUCGUUACCGAACCCCACAACUCCACGGCGGCAUCGACCGCAUUGGCGCUGUCAAAUUGACAUGGCAUCACAGGACCGAGAUGUCAAAGAUCAGGGAUGGCAUCUCCCCGCCGCCCGGUCCCUUCUUGAAUCAUCAACCCUGACCUCGGGGUUUGACUAUAUCGGGCAAUUCACGCGAGCGCUUCGUUACCUGCAUGGACGAUGCAACGGUGACGCGCGGUAACCGUAUCGCCUUACACCAAUCCACAGUCUGGUUCCUCCUGAAAACCUCCGAAAUUUCACUCUCAUGCACUGGCCCUCCGUAUCGGCCCCAUCCUGCUGCUGUUCUGU
Parathielavia appendiculata is the source of this 912-nucleotide messenger RNA. RefSeq lists its product as uncharacterized. The transcript has a single exon. The coding region runs from base 287 to 805 and encodes 172 amino acids. The record is from RefSeq and is a predicted model, not a curated record. Lineage: Eukaryota; Fungi; Ascomycota; Sordariomycetes; Sordariales; Chaetomiaceae.